Messenger RNA from Rhagoletis zephyria (snowberry fruit fly), 2270 nucleotides. Its product is annotated as alanine--glyoxylate aminotransferase 2, mitochondrial. Gene Ontology annotation, biological process: glyoxylate catabolic process. Gene Ontology annotation, molecular function: pyridoxal phosphate binding; L-alanine:glyoxylate transaminase activity. The record is from RefSeq and is a predicted model, not a curated record. Gene Ontology annotation, cellular component: mitochondrion. NCBI's taxonomy places the organism in Eukaryota, Metazoa, Arthropoda, Insecta, Diptera, Tephritidae.
AGUACUUUUGUUUUUGUGUUUGCUGGUUUCCUUUUCAGUGCAGUGGUGUUGAACUGCUUGUGUUGGCGACUCACUCGAAAGUUCAUAUGCAGAUGCGUUUUUUUAAUGAAGUAACUACAAACAAACAAAAAAGUUUAUGUAAUGUUGGAAAUUAAUUAAAAAGCGAACUUGAGCAGAAUUCAUUGAACUUUUAUAAAUCUACAUAAAUUGAAAAGUGCAGCGCGCAAAAGGCAUUUAAACGGCGGAAAACCAACAGUGUUUUAUAAAGCCCAUUUCCAAUAAUUUUCCCGCCGAGUCGGGUGUACAAUAUACAUAUUUAUAGAUACCUACUUAUUGAUAAUAGCAAGAAAAAUGAUGUCUAAGAACGCUUUAGUCCUAACGGCACGUUUGCUGCAUCAAGGCCUCCAACAACGGGCCAGCUCAACACUGCAUUCGAAAGCCUCACCGGCUGUGAUGCCAGACAUACAAAGCGAAAUGCCCGAUUCCGACUACCAACCACCAACUUACACGGGUCCAAGUUAUGAGAAAGUCAUGGAGAUACGGCAAAAACAUAUAACACCAAACAUUGUGCCGCAUUUCAAGAAGCCUCUCCUGAUACACAACGGGCACAUGCAAUGGCUGUUCGAUCAUGAAGGUCGCCGCUAUCUGGAUAUGUUUGGCGGUAUUGUUACAGUUUCCGUGGGACAUUGCCAUCCCAAAGUGAACCGUGCCCUUGAGGAACAGAUCAACACACUAUGGCACACGACAAACAUUUACCUACACCCAAAAAUUCACGAAUACGCCGAACGCUUGACAGCCAAAUUUCCCGGCGAACUGAAGGCCGUAUGCUUUGUUAACUCGGGAUCAGAAGCCAAUGAUCUUGCUAUGCUGAUGGCGCGCAUGCACACAGGCAACCAGGAUAUUAUUACAUUCCGUAAUGCCUACCAUGGCAUGUCACCCUACACCAUGGGUCUUACCGCGCUCUCAACCUGGCGUUUUCCGCUGCCCGGCACCAGCAAUGGCAUACAUCACGUUAUGAAUCCUGACCCCUACACAGGCAUUUGGGGUGGCGCGGCAUGUCGUGAUUCGCCCAUACAAACGGAUCGGAAGUGCGACUGCACGCAGGAGACUGGCUGCGUGGCUGGUGCGCGGUAUUAUGAACAGCUGGAGGAAGUUUUCAAAUACUCUCUGCCACGCGGACGUGUGGCCGCCAUGUUUGCGGAGUCCAUACAGGGUGUUGGUGGCACCGUACAAUAUCCGAAGGGAUACAUAAAGAAAGCAGCUGAUUUGGUGCGCGCAAAUGGCGGGUUAUUCGUUGCCGACGAGGUGCAAACUGGUUUCGGCCGCACCGGCGAGCAUUUCUGGGGAUUUGAGGGACACGAAUUCAUACCGGAUAUCGUAACAAUGGCAAAGGGCAUCGGUAAUGGCUUUCCGCUGGCAGCUGUGGUAACUACGCCCAAGAUAGCUGCCUCACUGGGCCAGGCAUUGCAUUUCAACACCUAUGGCGGUAAUCCAAUGGCCAGCGCUGUGGGUAUCUCGGUGUUGGACGUUAUUGAAGAGGAAAAACUGCAGAAGAAUUCUUUGGAAGUGGGCACUUACUUCCUGCACAGUUUGGCGGAGUUGCGUGAACGCUACGAGAUUAUAGGUGACGUGCGCGGUAAGGGCUUAAUGAUUGGUGUGGAAUUGGUAUCAGAUCGCGCAACAAAGACGCCACUUAGCGCGCCACAUGUAAUGGAAAUUUGGGAGACCUGCAAGGAUAUGGGUGUGCUCUUCGGACGUGGCGGUUUAAAUGGCAAUGUGUUCCGUAUUAAGCCACCAAUGUGCAUUUCGAAAAAGGAUGUUAAAUUUGCGGUGGAUACUUUGGCGUGCGCUAUAGCAGAAGUUAUGAAUAAAAAACAGUAGACACCGGUUUUAUUUCUUAACAUGACUGAUAAUAGUUACUUAACACGAAACUAAAUGAUAUUUUUUUACUCGCCUGCCUCAAUUUCCAUUUAAAUUACAAAAUUUGGUUUCGCUUGCAAUCAUGAAAUUUCGAGAAUUGCAUACAAAUGGUGUAUCGUUCCUACUUUACUUGCUUUAUACAACUUUUUGUUGUUGCUUUUGCAACAACCCUACUUUAUACUACCCCGAAGUGCUCCUAAAUAUAGACUAAAGAAUCUACAUAUCGUUACCUUAAUGAAGCAAGGCCCUAAUUGAUUUUCGUUUGAAAUUCAGCUCUGCACAAAAAUCGCUAAAUUACUCACUAAAGCCUAAAUCGGAUUUAAAAUCAACUACUGCAUCAAAAAAUGUGU